AUGAAUAUUCCUAUAGGGCAGUGGAGUAUCGACCCAAAUAAAUUGUCAAGCCCUUAUCAGAGUUCUUCUUUGACUGCAGGACAGUGUAUUAGUGAUCCAGGCAUGAAAUCAGCAUCUCAUCGUCCAAUCAGUAUGAACAUAAACAUGAACAUGAACAUGGACAUGAACAUUGACAUACCUUUGAAUCUUAAUUCUACAGAUUAUGAUGCUAAAUCUCGGGAACUGUCUACAGAUAUUAAUUCAGAAUCACAGCAACCUGAAUCAAGUUAUUUUGGCAUAAAUCAUGAAACUUAUCAUGACAUCGAUGAGUUUCUAGUUCAAGAAUUACGUGAGUUAGACAUUCCAUUAGCACCGUCUGUACAUGAAGAUGCCGCGGAUGGGCUUUAUAGCAAACCAAAGAUUGAUGACAGCACUUUAAGCAUGUUUGCAAAUGGACUGGAGAAGGCAGGUUUUAAAGACGGUAUUUUCGAUUCCUAUCAUCAUCAGCAUCCUUUGACCCCAAGGAAAACUCAUAACAGGGAACCUAGUGGAACUGCCAUCUUUGGCUUUGUAAAUCAUAACCAUAACCUGACCAUUAAUCGCCCUGUACACGAAAGUAGCAUUAACGCUAUUUGCGGAUCCGCAGAUGUUGCUUAUGAUAAUAUGUGUAUCAAAGAAGACGGGCUACCUACGGUAAAUACGCUCAUUUUGAAACAGCAAGAAGAACUGGGGCUGGCGUUGGAGAAACAAAAAGAAGUUAAUCGGAGACUCCAAGAGCAAUUAAAGAUAAACCAGCUACAGCAGCAACAAUUACAGGAAGCAUUAUGUAAAAAGGAAGCGGCAGCUAGACAAACCUUUUCCGAUUCGUCCUGUAUUGCAACUCCGAGGAACGUCCCUCGUAGAAGUGAUAGUAUUUUGGUCACGUCGAACAGCAAAUCUGGAGGCUAUCAAUUCCCCCCUCCACGUGAUGAAACAACUUCUUUCGUGUUAUCACCUUCCACAGGAUCUAUUUCAGUUCCUCAAAAUAAGGAAUCUUUACCAGGAAAAAACAUAGAAAUCAUGUCUUUAGUGAGAGAGAAUGAACCAGAAGGUACAUGCAAUCGCUUGCAAUGGAAGAAGCUAGGGAAUCUUCCAAUGCAUAGGCCACAUACUGUAUCUGGCAGGAUUAAUUACCAAUGUUUAGAAGAAGAUUCACUGGAUAAAUCACAUUACCAAAACCAAAGUAACGAAAACGCUAAGUCAAGUUCUCACAUUUCUUCCAGUCCCAGAAAUCAUCUAUUUAGCAAUUCAUCACCUAAAUUACCGUAUGCCUCUCCAAUAAACGAUAAACAUCAUCGAAGUAAAAGAUCGGUGACAUCAACUGCUUCUACAAUACCAAUGUCAUACGAGGAAGAUAGUGACGUUGAAUCUCUUUCAUGCAAGAAACAACAGGUCAAUACUAUUGGAUUGGGCUUGAAUUAUAAAGAGCAGAAUUCGAAAUCCGCUUUCGUUUUGAAUAAACCUCCUCAGUUGGGGUUACUACCCACAAUACCGGGCUCUAAUAACAAUACACCAAUCAAACGUAAGGAUAAGGUCCCAUUCCCUUCCCCAGGGUAUCCGCCUAAAUACUGUUUUCAACAUAUUUCAGUUAAUGACUCUAAACACCAAUCAACGCGUACAACAAUGGACCAGGCUACCAAUUAUUCUCUGGAACAAAAUAUCUUUGAUUCAGUCCAAGCGGCAAACCUCAAACCACCAGAUAUUUCAUAUAAGAGAUACCGCCGCGAUACUCCAGAUACUGCUGACGAAUGUGAUGAGCCUAUCCAAGAGUUUGUGCAGGCACAAAGUCCCUCGCCCAUUCUAUUAUCACAGAAAAAAUUCGAUAACACUCAUCAACUAAACACAAGGAGCUUGUAUGAUGGCGCGGCGUCCUUACACCCCACCCAGUCUGCUAUAAGCAGCCCUGAGAGAUUGUCACCUAUGAAAAAGGCAAGUAACUUACCUCAAGAAGAGAUAGAUCAGUAUAUUAGAAAGUUGGAGGAUAAAACUUUUGAAUGCCUCUAUCCAGAUUGCAAUAAACUGUUUAACCGACGUUACAACAUCAGAUCUCACAUUCAAACACAUUUAGAAGACCGUCCUUUCAAGUGCGAUUUUGUUGGAUGUACAAAAGCGUUCGUUCGCAAUCAUGACCUAAUAAGGCACAAGAAAACACACGCUGAGAAGGUCUACAUUUGCCCUUGCAGUAAGAAGUUUAGUCGUGAAGAUGCGCUGUUAACACAUAGGGCAAGAAUGAUAUGCAUUGGAGGUAAAAAGUUUGAAAAUAUUGUUAUAAAAAGAUCUCCUAGGAAACGUGGUAGGCCGAAAAAGGAUGGUUAUUCUAGCACAAAUAGCAGCCCGGUGAAGGAGGUUUUGGCUAACGACCACAAUGGUACAGUAAUUCUUAAAAUGGAAGAGCAGCUUCAAAAAGUAUUUGAGCAAUCAGGGUCAGAAGUAGUUCAAGAUGACACGAUAAUCAAUGAAAUCGUCACUCACAAGCAACCCAAUAGCAACGAGGGAGUAAGAACCCCGCUAUCAUUACCGAAGCAAUUCUCAAGCCCGUUGGAUGAGGUUAGUUCUUAA
Molecule: messenger RNA, 2577 nt
Organism: Eremothecium sinecaudum
Lineage: Eukaryota; Fungi; Ascomycota; Saccharomycetes; Saccharomycetales; Saccharomycetaceae
Product: C2H2-type zinc finger protein
Exons: 1
Coding region: 1-2577 (858 amino acids)
Biological process (GO): regulation of transcription by RNA polymerase II
Cellular component (GO): nucleus
Molecular function (GO): RNA polymerase II cis-regulatory region sequence-specific DNA binding; DNA-binding transcription factor activity, RNA polymerase II-specific
Source: RefSeq, a predicted model, not a curated record